This is a messenger RNA of Aspergillus chevalieri, 807 nucleotides long. RefSeq lists its product as uncharacterized. Gene Ontology annotation, cellular component: cytoplasm; nucleus. The transcript has a single exon. The record is from RefSeq and is a predicted model, not a curated record. Bases 1 to 807 code for a protein of 268 amino acids. NCBI's taxonomy places the organism in Eukaryota, Fungi, Ascomycota, Eurotiomycetes, Eurotiales, Aspergillaceae. Gene Ontology annotation, biological process: secondary metabolite biosynthetic process.
AUGGUCGGUAGAACCAAUACAGAAGACGUCACCAACCUCCACUUACCCCGUAUUCUCUGCCUCCACGGCGGUGGAACAAAUGCCAGAAUAUUCCGUGCCCAAUGCCGAGUCCUCGAAGCGCAACUCAGAACCAACUUCCGGCUAUGCUAUGCAGAAGCGCCGUUUCCAUCAAAUGCUGGACCAGACGUCCUUUCUGUCUAUAAAGACUGGGGCCCUUUUAAACGCUGGUUGCGCUGGCUACCGGGCCAUCCAGAGAUCGAUGCCCAGACGGCUAUCGAGGAGAUAGAGAGGUCUCUAUACGCAGCCAUGGACGAGGAUGAUCUCAAAGGCGCGACUGGGGAGUGGGUCGGCCUUUUAGGAUUCAGUCAGGGAGCAAAGAUGUGUGCCAGCUUGCUAUUUCGACAGCAGAUGCAGAUGGCGACAGUUACAAGGAAUGAUAGCCCCUGGCCACAGUGGCGCUUUGCGGUGUUACUCGCAGGACGAGCACCAUUGGUCUCAUUAGAUCCGAUGCUCAUGGGGACUGGUCUCCAUCUCGCCGAUCCAUCACAGAUCGGUACGUAUAUGCCGAUUUCAUUUUAUACCGGACCGGAGAAUACCCUCAAACUACCGACUAUUCAUGUCCAUGGACUGCAGGACCCGGGUUUACAGCUGCACAGACAGCUUCUGGACAUUUGUUGUGAUCCGGAAAGCACACGACUGAUUGAAUGGGACGGAAACCACCGUGUACCGAUCAAAACUAAGGAUGUCACUGCUGUAGUGCAGGCUAUUGUUGAUUUGGGGAUUGAGACCGGAUGUUUCGAUGUUUGA